Porites evermanni is the source of this 6325-nucleotide messenger RNA. Lineage: Eukaryota; Metazoa; Cnidaria; Anthozoa; Scleractinia; Poritidae. The record is from the annotation of a GenBank genome assembly.
AUGCAAAAGAAAGAUGAUAAAGUGGGCAACAAAACCGCCAAUAAAGGAGGUAAAAAAGGGAGUGAGAGAGAAAGAUCGAAAUAGAUUGAGGUGAAAAACAAAAAAGCUGUUUAAUUACGUCAGAUUAGUUGGAAAAUAUGUCUUUUUUCUCGAAAAACUAGUUUUUAGCCAUAGUUAUGCUAAUUAGCCGAAAACUAGUUCAAGGAAGAGGAAUUGGUGGAAAGUGCUGUUUUUUCGCUACUCGCCGGCGUCACCUAAGGGUUAAAAUAACCCACUAAAGUAGAAAGAGAUCUGGAUGCCCAAUGAUUUCUUUAACCACGGCCUAAGUUGGGCUUUGUUUUAAAUAACCGGCCCUUACAGUCGUUCCUAUUAUAUAUGUCGUCCUAAACUAUGACCAAGCCUGCGAGAGGAGACAACUUUUUUGGCUCUUGUAUCACCCGCCGAGAAAAGCGAAGGGAAACGAUUUGGCCAUCCCCAUAAAAUGUUUCGUUUCCCAUCGCCCGACCGACCCAUUUCUUUGGAAAAGUAAAAAAAAAAAAAAAAAAAUUCCAGAAUCACUUGUAAAGAAGCAAGUACUUUAAUUUACAAGCACACGGUCUUUUCUUAUUAACUCCAAUUGUCUUCAAUUAUCAUGGAUACUUCGUUUUUGUAGCCUUUUUAGACAUUUGAUAGUCCUGUUCAUAGUACAUCUUUUACCAUCUGAUUAUAUCUUGCAGACUAAACGCGAGAUUUAAUAUGCAAUCAUGUGUUCAUUCUUUUUUUUUUUUUUGCCCGACCGACCGACCCACCUUCACGAGAGGGAGGGCGAUGGGAAACGAAUCAUUUUAUGGGGAUGGCCUUUCCGUGAGCUGACGAGUCAGUUUUUUUUCCAAGCAAUCAUAAUUCAACUCUUAUUUUCGUGGAGCUAACACAUGUGGGGUUUGCGUGGGGAUCUUGGUUGCAUGGCCGGUAGUUUUUAAAUUAGAGGGAGAAGUUUUUAACUUGGAAGGAGUAAUAUAUUAUGUAGAUCCUAAAUCUGUGGAAUCGAUGGGUUUUCUUGGAGGUAAAGAACGAAUUUGAAUACCCAUAAAGAGUAAACAUUCAUCCCUUGAGCGUCACAUCAUUGAGUAGACUGGUUUGAAAUCUUAGUCCGAAAAGUGUGGUCUAAUAAGGUCCUCGAUUGAAAUAAAACUCUAGAUCUGUCGGUUAGAAAAGUCUGCAGAAUGAAGCAAAGCUUCUGCGGUAAACAACGACGACAACGAGGAUGAAAUGGCUUUUCUACGAGCAGUUACUAUACUCUUAGCAGAAGAACCGUCAAACUCAACUUUGAGACAAGGGAGAGUCAAAUGACGUUCCUUUUGAGUACUAUAUAUCCGUCAGCAUUAGUCAUCAUCAGUUUACCUACAACUACAUUUCAUUUAGCCUGCGAAAAUAUCCGUUUCUCCUCGCUCCUCGUCGCUGGGGACGUUUCGCGCGGAGGAAAAACCCGGCUCCCCAGCGGCGAAGAGCGAGGAGAAACGGAUGUUUUCGCAGGCUACAUUUCAUUGUAUGUUUACCUGACUUCCGUCACUUCGCUGUAUCAGUUGUGCGGAAAGUCCAGCCAUGCACUGACCUUCCUUUUACUUGGGAAAUUUCCGUGAAAGGUGAACACGGAAUUCUAAUCCCCGUGAUGCGUUAUUUCUACUUUUUAAUUUUCGUGAUUCGUGCGUAGGACCCGCCCUUUACCCCCGUCACAUAAGGCAAAUGUAGGGAAGUAUCCAGCGGGAAUUUUGGUUCACAAAAUGAACGCUAUCAACUAUGAACUGAGAAAUCCGGGGCGUAUUCCUGGUAGACUGCUUGCAGUCCGCCUUUUCUCUUAAAAUCCGCCUAGUUCUUAUCUCAUGCAGCGCGAUUGCAAACCACGACGUUACUAUUACAGAGACGCCCUCGUUUCCCGCGGCUCCCGACUUCGCCGCUCGCGUGCUUAGGUUUCGCGUGCAGUAACUUUGCAAAGAAAAACAAGAGACUGCACGCAGUCUAUAUUCCUGGGUAUUUGUUGUGGAGUGUGCUUUGGCUUUUCAAAUCGGGACUCUAGAUCUUAUUUCAGGUCAAUACCUGAAAUGUAGGGGAGUACUUCCCCGGGGAUUUUCGUUGUCAUGACCAUAAAUUAUGUUAUCAUAUUCUUGCUCCGCAUUUAAAAAGUCACUGGUUACAGCAAAGGAACGUGCUUAUUGUAGAUCACCACGUCUAAAAAAUAUAUAUAUUCACUUGGACAGCGAGAAAGGCUUUAAACGCAGUAUCAGACAAAAACAAAACUUAAAUUUAUUUGCUUUUGUUAGCUUUAAGAACCAGAAUUGAGAAAUGUACUGCUUGUUUAAAGUAGAGCGACAAUAAUUCAGGAAUUCCCGGUUACUGAGGUCAAAUUAGUUACGUUAUACUGUCACACUAUAUUUUGGGGGGGGGGGGGGGGGGAGGGGGGGGGGGGGGGGGGGGUUUAAAAAUAGGGCAAAUCGGUCCCUCACCAAGGGGGCAAAUCGCCUUUUUUUUAUCCACCUUGUGGUGUUAUUAAAAACCUGUUUUCUUUAAAAUUAAUACUCUUUUUUCUGUUCAGAUAGUGCACUAAACAGAGGUCUAUGUUUCUCUAUAUAUUUUGUUGUGUGUAUGGUAUAAAAACUAACAAGGAGAGAGAUUUGUUUGUAUUUUUGGAGAGGAGAAGAAAAACAUGAGUCCCUGGUGGUUGUGGAGUUUAUGUUUUUGGUUUUAUUGUCCAAUGUGGUGGGGAGGGGGGGGGGGGGGGCAGGGGGAUUGGGGGAUGGGCGCGUUAAAAUAAUGCGAAUCGUUUCCUGCUUAGAAUGGCUAACUUGCCUAUUUUUAUUCACAAUCCGGUUAAAUUUAAAACUUACUGUACUUAAUAAUAGUACUCAUUUUUCUUGUUACGAAAGUCUUCCAAAAAGGGUGCAAUGUUCUACUCUCACAUGAGAUUUUACGUCACGCAACGGUCGGUUUUAUGGUAGCCUGAGUAUGUACAGCCGCCCCUUCCACUUAGAAAAAAUCGCUUUUCCGCGAUUCUUGUUUAGCAUAGUUUCCCUGCAUGCUGUUUGCUUGUUUAAUCAAAGUUCGACUUUUUCCUUUUUUAAAAGAGCCAUUGCGUUUAGGGAAGGGGCAGAGGAUUUUGAGGGGGGAACUUACUGACAAUAUUUUGGAAAAAAAAGGAGCCGUAAAAAUCACUGAAGGCAGGAUGCAAGUUCUUAUUAAUUACUCACGUAUUUGUAACAUUUACAGAUAAACUAUGAUACAAGUGAAGUCCCUUAUUUCCACGUUAGAACUGCUAGUUCAAUGUACAAAAAGUCCUUUAUUUACGUAACGAGUAAUCAGCUCAAUCUUCAUCAUCUAGAUGGGGGUGAUGAACGAUAGAGACACCCAGAAAGAUGUACAUGAAGAUGAAGAGCAAAGGAAAAACUAAACGAGUUACGACUGGGCCCAAGAUUGAGGCCUUCACCAUUGCCCCCCUUGAACAAGCAGGAUUUCCUGUUCCCUGCUCCCUUCAAAUUGAAAUGAUGACAAUAAUAUAGCAGUGAAAAACUUUUUCCUGUACUUGUCUAGCUUUACAUGAACACGAGGAUAUUUAGGGAAGAAAUUUGAUAAGACAAAAGUAAAUUCAAUAUUCAAACCCAAGACGAAGUCGAAGAAUUGCUUAAGUAUUCCAAGGUUUAGAUUUGGGCCAAUAUUCGGCCAUUCCACGCUAUAAGAUUACGGGUUAUUUUUCCCCGUUCCCGCGUUCCGUUAAUCCGCUAUGCCGCUAUUCCGCUAUUCCUCCCCUUACGAUCGUCCAUUGCUUACGCCAAAGCUGAACAAUCUCCGUCGCGAUCUACACACCUACAAUGCAAUUAUCAGUCCAAAAUCUCCCUCACUUUAUACAUACCCUGCUAGCAGAGGCCUCUUUUCCCCCAGCGAAUGACUGUCAAGGGAAAAGAGCCUCUGCUAGCAGAUCUAGCAAAUUUGUCUUACGCGUGCCGUUUGGACUGGCAUGCUAGAACUUUUGACAUUUAUUUAUACUUGCAGUGACGUUUUACAACGUUUUGGACUUGUACAACAGUCUUGAAAUUUGCAUUAAUUAUUUCAGUUGUCACUGGCAACACACUUAAUAAUUUACGUAAAACAAAGCCUGAUACGUCCAAAAUGACAUCACUGUCCUAGGAUAUCUACCCUAUGAUUGGCUACUGAUGACAUCAGUGAUAAAUUUAGUUAGGCGAUUGCACCACCAUGCAUUGAAAUAGUGCAACAAGCGUCCAAUGUUUCAUCGUUAUUGACAAAUUUCCUCGCGAGGUACGUCGGGGAAAUCAACAAGACUUCAGCAGGUUGACAGCGCUCGAAAUCGACAGCAUUGGCGCCGAUUUACAGCAAGUCGGUGCUCCACGGAACAACUUCUCAGAAGCUCAAGGUUUAGCCACACGACGGCAGAUUUGACGCACAACUUUUACUCAUCAAAUAUUUCGAAAUGUAUUUUGUCAGAGCAGCCAAAAACCUUUCUUUCUCCGCCACUAAGAACGAACUUUGCCGGCCUUUGCCUCGAAAUAGUCGACCGUCGAGUCGACCUAAUCGAGGCAAAGCAGGGCCAUUCUUUACACGCCGACGAAAACCCAUACGAAACGACAACGGAUUACAAGGACAUGAUCGACAGCACUGGAAACCGAACCCCAACAGUGGAUACAAGUGGACUGUUUGAUGACAUUGGUAAGUCUCGUUCUAGAAUUAUUAGAAUCACGAUUCGUCUAUGCAGCAUCACGAUAAUUCGAACGUAAACUAACUUGUUCCCUUCCUCAGUUAAACUCUUUAAUUCUACCCCGAUAUUUACAACCUCCUGAUAAUUCGAAUCAUGCAUUUAAAUGACCGGUCGUUUCGCCCACGUCCCAUUCGCUAACGUGAAAACGACCGUAAACCCGUUUAGCGCAUCAUUAGGACUUGAUUACACCGUACUUGUUCAACUGCGAACACUUUGAAGUAUUUAAAAGUCUUCUCUACCGAUUUCUUCGCCGUGCACGCAUAACAAGAAUGCAGAUAAUAUUUACAUUUGUAUUAAUCAGUGCCCCUUUAUCAAUUUUUUUUCCGUCUCUGUUCUGGUUAAUGUUUACUUACUUUUCAAAGACAACAGUUAGAAUUGUGGGAACAAAAAAAUAUACAACAUUUUAAAUGUAUCUCUGCAUCACCCUUGUAAUUUUUUCACAACAGGAAGCUUGUCUUGCCAAACAGCUUUCUGACAAUCUGUUGUUUAUUUACAGAAUUGCUGAAUAACCCAUUAGAAGACACCGAUAUCUUGGACCAGGAAGGUCCUGAUAAAACCAAGUUUCCACUUGGCUUUCUUGAUGAGCUGAACACCACCUUGCCAGUAACUACAGAUCCAUUAGAAAGUAUUCUGGAUUUGGAAAAGUCAACAAGUUCAAUGGACAAUCCAUUCUUUGAAGAAUUUAUGGAUCUUGACCAGCUAUUUCCAGAACUCUCAUCUGUUGACUUUGGGUUUGAAGUGGAGCAGGCCUCGCCAGUUCUCACUUCAGACAUCUGCCAAUCAGAUGUAGUGACCGUAGAUACUGGCGAGUGUCCUGAAGCAGCUUCCCCCUGUAGUGACAUCAUUGACGUGGUAACAUUUGAAAGUAGUGCUGAGGUACCAAUAUGUCCGCUGGAUGAAAGCAUCAUUGACAUUGCCCUCUCCUCUGAGUACACAGUAGAUGUAGUGACUGUGGACAAGGGUAGAGUCUCCAUGGAGACAGUCACAGAUCUUAUUGGCUGCCACCAAAUUGAGGCAUCAUCUCAACCUGUGUCUGAUAAAGCUGAGAUCACAGUAGUUGAAGCAUCGGACCCAUUGACACUUUUGACACAAGAGCUGACAGAAACAUCCUCCUUGAAAGAAAUCAGUGAGCUUCCCCCAUCAACUCUGACAGUUAACCUUGAUCAACUGCUGGCAUUUUCUUCUACUGUUGAACUUGCUGAUGUUGCAUCAUCUUGCACAGAUAAUGGUACUGAAAGCACAACAGGAUCGCCAGAGGUUUCUGUUAACCCUGAGACUCGGGCAAACAAAAAGAGAGCAUCCUCUGAAGAAAGAUCCCAUCCUCCACCCAAAAAACCUAAGUGUAAUGAUGGUGAUGGUAGUGAACUUGACAAAAAAACUAUCAGGCGACUUAAGAACAAUGUUGCUUCUAAAUAUGCUCGUGCUGCCAGAAAGCAGAAAGAACAGGAAUUGUUUAAGCAGGAAGAGGAAUUAGAGAAAAGCAAUGCUGAACUGCGGAAGCAGUUACAAGAACUUGAGCUUCUCACAACUGCAUUAAGGAAAGUUCUUGUUGAAAAAUUAAGUGGAGCAACAUUUCCUUUGUAA